Messenger RNA from Rotaria sp. Silwood1, 1098 nucleotides. The record is from the annotation of a GenBank genome assembly. NCBI's taxonomy places the organism in Eukaryota, Metazoa, Rotifera, Eurotatoria, Philodinida, Philodinidae.
AUGCCACCAAAAUAUUCCAAAGCUGUUGGCACUGCACACUAUAAACUAGUUAGUGGAAAGUCUAAAUCUUCCGGAAAUCAUGGAACAAAGGUAUCAAAAAAAGUUCUGAAGAAAACAUCGGAAAAAGGAAAAGUCAAAAAGAAGAUUCUUCACACACAUCAACGUCGGCCUGGUGUACUUGAAAAUUUUAUCAUUAUUUGCCUGCAAGGUGUAUUGACUGUUUAUCGUGGACAAGGUAUGCAGAAUGAUGACUUAAAGAAAUUAAUGAAACGUCAAAGUGAUCUUUUAUCAUUUAAUAAUUUUUUAUCAACAAGUACUGGUCGACAAAAAGUCAAUCUAAAAUUAACAGAUGAUAAUGAUGAACAACUACAAAGUCUGACUGAUCAUAUUCAUCAUGAAACACGUGGUUUAACUGGUUGGCACCGAUUAGGUUCAUUAAUGAUUGCUAUGGGCCAAUUUGAUAAAUCUGAAGAAUUUUGUACAUCAGUAUUUGAAAUGACAUCUGAUGAUAAUUGGACAGAACUUGCUUAUCUUCAUCAUCAAUUUGGACGCAUUCAUGAUGAAAAAGGUGAUCUUGAAAAAGCUCUUGAUCAUUAUGAAGAAGCACUUGAUAUUCAAUUAGAUAAUCUUUCUUCAGAUGAUCCAAGUCUUUCAAUGACUUAUACUGGUAUUGGCUCGAUUUUGCUUGCUCAAGAUGAUUUCGAUGAAGCAUUAGGACAUUUUCAACAUGCUCUUGAUGUCGCUCUUCGAAAUCAAAAUUCUGAUUUAUCGGAAAUUGCAACUAUAUAUAGUUACAUGAGUGGAGUAAUUCACGAACAAAAACAAUAUAUUCAAGUACUGAAAAGUUAUCAAGAAGCUCUUACCAUUCGACAAAAACUUCUACCACCUGUUCAUCCACUAUUAGCUACUACUUACAAUAAUAUCAGCUUAUUACACGAAGCAAUGAAUGAUCAUUUGAAAGCAUCCUCCUUUUAUGAAAAAACACUUAAAAUUCAGCAAAAAUCGCUUUCAUUCAAUCAUUCAUCAUUAAUUGUGACUUAUCAUAAUAUGUUUGAAGUACUUGAACGUUUAUAUCGAAUAUCAAACACGUGCUGUUGA